CUGGGUUUCUCCGCGCCUGCGCGAUACAAGCAUUCGUCGGGUGACGUCGAGCAAUAAUGGCGGCUCCCGUGUUGGAAAAUUCGGUACCAGUGCCGAUGAAUCAUAAAAAAGUCAGAGCCAUAUUGAAGAAGGAAAAAAGAAAAAAAAAGAGGCAAGCACUUGCAAAAUUAAGAGAUGCAGAACAGAAAGAGCAGACACCUUCAGAAGAUGACGAUGAAAGCCUUGAUCACAUCGAAAGGCAAAGACUUCAUGAGGAAUGGCUGCUUCGGGAGCAGAAAGCACAGGAAGAAUUUUUGUUACAAAAAGAAAGGGAGGAAGCAGCAAAAAGACGAGAAGAGGAAGAGAGAAAGUUAAUAGAAGAAUGGCGAAAAGAGGAAGAAGACAGAGUAAAAAAUGAAAAAGAAGAACAGCAAAGGAAACAGAAAGAGAGAGAGGAGGCUGUACAGAAGAUGUUGGAUGAACAAGUAGACAAAAAGCUGCAAAAUGGUGAUACUUGGCAUAAUCCAGAGGCACCUGAAGGGUACGGCACAGAAAAGGACAAGGCAAAUUGCCCAUUCUAUCUGAAAACUGGAGCCUGCAGGUUUGGUGACAGGUGUUCCCGCAAGCACAACUAUCCAUCUUCUAGCCAAACACUCCUUAUCCGAGGUAUGUUUGUAACAUAUGGCAUGGAGCAGUGCAAGAGAGAUGAUUAUGACACAGAUGACAACUUGGAGCAUGGUGAUGAUGAAAUGUAUCAGCAGUUCUUGGAGUUCUAUGAAGAUGUUGUUCCUGAAUUUAAGGCUGUGGGCAAGGUCAUCCAGUUCAAAGUCAGUUGCAAUUUUGAGCCACACUUAAGAGGAAAUGUAUAUGUCCAGUACCAGACGGAAGAAGAGUGCUUACAGGCCUUUUCAAUGUUCAAUGGCCGAUGGUACGCAUCAAGGCAGCUCCAGUGUGAGUUAUCACCCGUAACUAGGUGGAAAACUGCCAUAUGUGGAUUGUUUGAAAGACAAAAGUGUCCACGAGGGAAGCAGUGUAAUUUCCUCCAUGUGUUUAGAAACCCCGAUAAUGAAUUCUGGGAGGCCAACAGAGACUUUCAUUUGUCACCGGAUAAUUGUAACACAUCAGAUAGAAGAGACCGAUCGUACCGUGGUGAUGAACACACACAUUCCAGGCGGUACCGCAGUCCCAGUCCGGACCACUAUAGUGAAAGAAAUGGGGAGUCCAGGAGGAAAAAGAGCCGCCACCACAAAAGUAAGAAGCACCGGUCCCACCGAUCGAGAAGCCGGGAGAGGAGAUCGCACAGCAGAGGUAGAAAAAAACAAAAGCACAGAAGCCGCAGUUCAUCCAGAUCCAGAUCCAGAUCCAGAAGCCGUGACAGAAGAUCAAAAAGCAGAGAGCGGAAAUCAGAAAGUCCGAAAACACAUAAAAAAACGAGAAGACAAGGUGCGCCCGAAAACAACCAUCAAAAACAGAAAUAGAUCUGUGGGCAUUAGUGGAUGCUAUGUAUCCAAUAUAGAGGUUGGCUUCAUCUAUUCUAAGAGUUAUAAUAUCUUCAACAAGAAAUCAGCAAACUUUCUUCCAUGCUUUUCUAUAGAGAAUAAUGUUUUCAGCUUUGAUUAAACAUCUUCAGCAAAAUCCGAGUGUAUAAGAAGAAUAUCUAAUGUUUUGUACGUUGGUGUUGAAAUCAUUUUAAAUAAAAUGCAUUUCAAAUGUAAACUCUCCACCACUUGGGUCUCUGGCAUCAGCUCUGUGACGGUUCAUGUGCCGCAUUUCCACGUCCUUAAAUAAAAACUUCCAGUGCACUGAU
Molecule: messenger RNA, 1786 nt
Organism: Spea bombifrons (plains spadefoot toad)
Lineage: Eukaryota; Metazoa; Chordata; Amphibia; Anura; Pelobatidae
Gene: ZRSR2
Product: zinc finger CCCH-type, RNA binding motif and serine/arginine rich 2
Exons: 12
Coding region: 57-1457 (466 amino acids)
Biological process (GO): mRNA splicing, via spliceosome
Cellular component (GO): spliceosomal complex; U2AF complex
Molecular function (GO): metal ion binding; pre-mRNA 3'-splice site binding
Source: RefSeq, a predicted model, not a curated record